Molecule: messenger RNA, 1035 nt
Organism: Owenia fusiformis
Lineage: Eukaryota; Metazoa; Annelida; Polychaeta; Sabellida; Oweniidae
Source: the annotation of a GenBank genome assembly
UCGUGAGGUCAGUCCACCAACCGUGUUAAAGGAAUCCCCAAUCCAUCUGAAGACACAAGAGAUUGGACCUUUGUUAAACUUCACCCCUUUUGAUCUACCAAGGCAACGAAAGGUAGAGUGCUACUCAAACCACUUCAUGACUUCAGAACGGGAACAGAUCAUGAGAAAAGAAUCUCGCCUUCCGAAUCCUGCUUGGCCGUCCGUUUCGCCAAAAGACCACCAACAGGUCUUACCAUACACUAGCCAUAUAAAUAACACGUGUAAACCAGUUUCAGGGUCCCUAAGUUCAAGCGACUUCACCCCCUCUAGUAGGCUAGGAAUAAAUUAUGGCAGUCAGACUGGUAUUGAUUAUCCAACCGCUGGUCCCGACUACUUCCGUAGUCAAUCCGUUGGAUUGUUUCCGCACUUGGAUCUUGCAUAUGGCAAGAGUAAAACAAUGAAUGACAGUAAUACAACUGAUUUGAAUGUCCCCUCUCAGAGACCUAGAUCGGUGCAAGGUCUUGGUAUCCAUUCUCUACAUUCCUCGACGAGACCAGACGCUGGACUUGACAAAGCGACUUCCGAAUUUCACAUCAACCUAGACUUUCUAGACGGUGAUGACGAUGACCUAUCGAGCGUUGGAUCAGUGCAGAAUCUCAGCGUUCGAUCCCGACAUCCCUCGACGAGACUAGAUGCUGGACGUGACAAAGCGACUUCCGAAUUUCAUAUCAACCUAGACUUUCUUGACGAUGAUGACGAUGACCAAUCGAGCACUGGAUUAGUGCACGAUCUCAGCGUUCGAUCCCGACAUUCCUUGGCGUAACCAAAUACUGAACACACCAAACCGACAUCCGAAUGUCAUAUCAACCUUGACUUUCUUGACGAUUCUGAUGACGAUGACUGUAUGAGCUACCGACACACGACAAGUCCACAACAAAUGUACGCACUAGAAGAUUGUGAUAGCCCAGACAUUGUGUAUAGAGAGCCACGCCCUUGCAUGGUCACGUACACUAGAAUUGGUGAAUCAGGAGACACGUGCACAUGCUCAGCCCCACA